AUGGACCCAGAAAAGGCUUCUGCAACCCGCCAAGGCGAUCACUUCGCACCCGAGCCAGACUAUAGCGGCUAUGACUACCCGCUACCGAGCAAGACGGAGAGUGCGGCCCACGACGGCGCGGCCGCGGCCGUAGGCAACGACUUGAUUCCAUCCGUCUCGAACGCUGUCGCCGGCGCAAGCGGCAAAAACUAUAAUCAGCACCGCAGCGAUUUCAACAAAAACGCUCACAGCAAGCAAGGCGGGGGCGCGGGUGAUACCGACGACGACUACAUCCACCGCACGGAUACCGUGGGGGCCUCGACGACCGCGGAGGAAGAGACGUACCCUGAGGGCGGGCUCCGGGCGUGGUCCGUCGUCCUGGGGUCCUGGCUGGCGCUGUUCUCGGCCCUGGGUAUCAUGAACAGCAUCGCCGUCUUCCAGACCUACGUCGCGACGCACCAGCUAAAGGAGUAUAGAGAGGGAACCAUUGGGUGGAUCUUUUCCGUGUAUACCUUCCUCUGCUUCUUUGGGGGCAUCUACAUUGGGCCGGUGUUUGAUCAGUACGGCCCGCGAUGGCUCGUUCUGGUCGGGACGGUGUGCCUUGUUAUCGGCGUCAUGCUGCUGAGCAUCUGCACAGUAUACUGGCACUUCAUGCUCGCCUUCGGCAUCCUCUGCGGCCUCGGCAGCUCCCUCGUCUUCACACCCUCCAUCGCAGCCGUAGGCCACUGGUUCAAGCGCCGCCGCGGCUUCGCGACGGGUAUGGCCUCCACCGGCGGCUCCAUUGGCGGCAUCGUCUUCCCACUCAUGAUGAAGUCUCUCUUCCCCCGCAUCGGCUGGGGUUGGACCAUCCGCGCCGUCGGCUUCAUCUGUCUCCUCCUCUGCGGCGCCUCCAAUUUUCUGAUACGCUCACGCCUCCCGCCCGCCCGUAACGCGAGCCCGCACCCGGACCCGCGCAUCUUCCGCAGCGCCGCCUUCAGCCUCACGACGGCGGGCAUCUUCCUCAUGGAGUUUGCGCUCUUCAUCCCGCUGACGUACAUCUCGAGCUACGCACUCAGCGAAGGGUUCGGCGAGUCCUUUGCGUUUUCCAUCCUGCCGAUCCUCAAUGCCGGCAGCGUGCUCGGCAGGGCGCUGCCCGGUUGGUGGGCGGAUAAGGCUGGCCCGUUCAACAGCAACAUGGCCGCCAUUGUGCUCUCCGUGAUUGCGUGUCUGGCGGUCUGGCUGCCUGCGGGUUCGACGACGGCGGGCGUGGUGGUGUUUGCUGUGCUGUUUGGGUUUGCGAGCGGGAACAAUAUUAGCAUCAGCCCCGUGUGCGUCGGACGGCUGUGCAAGACGCAGCACUACGGCCGGUACUAUUCGACGACGUAUACUGCUGUCUCUAUUGCGUGUUUAAUCGGUAUCCCCAUUGGUGGCGAGAUUGUCACGGCGACGGGUGGCAAGUACUGGGGUCUCAUCAUCUUCACCGGGCUGAUUUAUGUUCUGGCCCUGGUGGCGCUCAUGGCUGCAAAGUUUGUGUGCGUUGGGAAGAAUAUUUGGAGCAAUUUUUAG
Molecule: messenger RNA, 1524 nt
Organism: Colletotrichum orchidophilum
Lineage: Eukaryota; Fungi; Ascomycota; Sordariomycetes; Glomerellales; Glomerellaceae
Product: major facilitator superfamily transporter
Exons: 2
Coding region: 1-1524 (507 amino acids)
Biological process (GO): transmembrane transport
Cellular component (GO): fungal-type vacuole membrane
Molecular function (GO): transmembrane transporter activity
Source: RefSeq, a predicted model, not a curated record